AUGUCUGGUAUCAACCCUAGUCCCGAACGGCGGCCGCGAGCACUCGCCGACAUUCACUACAACAACCUGAUCAAUGACACAGCAACGUCAUCCGAAGAUGAGGGUCCCGAGACUCGAGCCAUUGCACCAGCCGAAGUACAAUCCCUCGUCGGAGUCAGUCUUGGACGAGCCCAGACGCGCCUGAUCUUGCCUCAGACUCCGGCAGCAGAAAAGCAAGCAGCCAUUGACGAGCAGGGAGGCUUUUUCGGUGGUCCCCAGAUCCAAGAUGAUGCAGACCUGGACGACGACGAUGCACCCACGCAAGAGCCAGAACGUGUGUCCAGACCAGUGACAAGAGACGGAGAACUAGUGCAAGAGAGACCAACAACGGGACAAAGGCCGGCGACGACAACAGGGGAGACAACGGUGCGCCUACCCUCACCAUGGCGCGCUGCGCCUAAGAAGUUCAAGAGGACGGACGAGAGCCGCUCUAUGCUCAAGGAUGGUUUCCGCCGACGAGCUUCCUCGACCAGUCCAGGUCCGGGCUCCUCGCUGGACAACUGGCGAGACGCACUCAAGACCAGCAUACACAACUUUACAUCGCCCUUCUCCACCACCCACCCGCAAGACCCUGCCCACAAGACCCGUCCGCCCAACAGACAGAGACGCUCAGGCUCUUUGUUCGCAUCAUUGGCUUCGCUGUCGUCCUCGUCGUCCACCCACACACUCCCUACGAGACCUCGCAGAAAUAACAGCAUUGCUGGCAUACCCGCCGACUCACAACCUCGUUUACCUGGAAAUCCUCCGACCGCAUCAAACGAGUCGAUUCCUGAAACUUCGUCGCACGAGACGCCUCCUCACCAUGUUCUGCAACACCCCAAGACCACAUCUGUGCAGAGAAGCCCACCAUCAGACGAAUCCACCUCUGGUAACGGCAACCCCCACUUUGUUCCAAUUCGUCCAGCCACCGGCAAGACAACCAUCGGUCAACCUGAAAAAACUCUGAGCCCUAUGUCCAGAGUCAAUAGUGGCAGGAGUCAUCGAAGCUUGCGACGCUCUGCCUCCGAGUCCUCCCUACAUACUUUCCGCACUCUCUCACGAGUACCGUCCCUCGGUGACGACAGCCGCUUCGAGCAUGUACAAGCACAGGUCAACAGCAGAAUGAAGGCCAUCAGGGACAGCUGGCAGGACACUAAUAUCAGACUGCCACUCUUGCCUUCAUUUUCUUCCUUGUCCGAGCUUUCCCUCACACGCGCAAACUCGUUCUCGAAGAAGAGUCAAACCUCAAAUCCCAGCUCUUCAACUAAUGCUCUUCCAUCAUCUGCAAAUCAAAGGUACAGCACCAACUUGCCCAGAGCGACGACGGCCCCGCAAGCGAACAAGACUGCCCAACAGCAUCCUCAUUUCUCCAAAGCGCUUAAUGAUUUGACUGGUGAUGUCGUUGUACUUGGAGGCUACCGUGGUUCUAUACUAAGAUCCGCCGAACCACCCCACAGACAGUUGUGGGCACCUAUCAAGGUCGGCUUGAAUGUGAGGAAGGUAGAUCUCGAAGUCGGCCUCGAUGCCGAUGCUGACGAAAAAGCCCAAGAAAAGAUCAUCCCAGGCGGCAUGCUCACUCACAUUGGCCCUGUUGACAUAUCUAGACGCUUGUUCAAACGUAUGCGUGCCUCUGAAAAUGUUAAAAGUGGGAAGCUACGCGUUCAUGAUUAUGGCUACGAUUGGCGUUUGGAACCACUGUUCCUGAGCAAACAGCUCAUCGAGUUUUUGGAAAAGCUGCCGUGCAACAGACCUGGAACUCCCAAGGAAAAGCGUGGUGCAACAGUCAUUGCGCAUUCUUUGGGAGGCCUCAUCACCAGGCAUGCUGUGAAUCAGCGACCAGAGCUUUUCGCCGGGGUGGUGUAUGCAGGUGUGCCCAGGACUUGUAUCAACAUUCUCGGUCCCUUCAGGAACGGCGAUGAUGUGCUCCUUAGUAGCCGUGUCCUCACUGCUCAGGUCAACUUCACCAUUCGUACGAGUUUCGCUCUCUUGCCACUCGAUGGCCGCUGUUUCUUUAACAAGGAGACCAAGGAAGAAUACCCAGUCGACUUCUUCGAUCCACAGACUUGGAUCGACUAUCGUCUCUCUCCCUGCAUAGCUCGACCAUUGCCAUCUCUCAACGAUCCUCCGCCGCCGACCGGCCUGGCCGGUGUCAUGAACAGCAUGGCGGGCGUGAUGAACAGCAUGGUGCCCGGUCGCAAAAACAGCAUCUCCCGUGCAAAACAAGCAAUCCAACACCCUGCCGCCCACGCCAUCGAUGGCCUUGUCAAUCCUCCGGAAAUGGACGGUUCAGCAGCGGCUGGCAGCAGCGACAAGGCCGAAGCGAAGGGCAACAUCGACUACAACGGUACCGACAACAUGACACCUCAGAUGGACCCCAGCAGCACUGCUCCCUCCAAAAACUCGACGGACGCAGCAAACAGCGAUCCAAACACAUCCAUCGCGACCACUGUGACCAUCCCUCGCGACCAAGCGAUCGCAUACCUCACCCGCAUGCUCGCCUCUGUCAAAAGGUUCAAGGAGGAACUGUUCUUCCACCCACCUCACGCAGAGGCCAACGCAUACCCACCCGCCGCCGUCAUCUAUGGCAAAACGACACCUACGGUAUACGGUGCCAAGGUGGUUAGCAGAGAAGCCAUCAAACACGCCUCCGCAUACGACAAUCUGGCAUUUGCGUCAGGCGAUGGCGUUGUGCUUGCCAAGGCUGCCAUGCUGCCUGAUGGGUAUCAAGUCGCUAGGGGUGGACUGGUGAGCUCAGAGCGCGGUCAUGUUACUCUACUAGGUGACUUGGAGGCCGUGGGGAGGUGUUUGAGGGCGGUGCAAGCGGCGAGAAGAAAAGGUGUUGGUAUGGGUGCGCAGUAG
Aureobasidium vineae is the source of this 2877-nucleotide messenger RNA. Lineage: Eukaryota; Fungi; Ascomycota; Dothideomycetes; Dothideales; Saccotheciaceae. The record is from the annotation of a GenBank genome assembly.